Messenger RNA from Pseudocercospora fijiensis CIRAD86, 1143 nucleotides. RefSeq lists its product as uncharacterized. The transcript is spliced from 2 exons. The record is from RefSeq and is a predicted model, not a curated record. NCBI's taxonomy places the organism in Eukaryota, Fungi, Ascomycota, Dothideomycetes, Mycosphaerellales, Mycosphaerellaceae. Bases 1 to 1143 code for a protein of 380 amino acids.
AUGGCAUGUGGUACGAAACUAGUAACUAGAUGGGGUGCGGCGGAGAUUGCCGCCAGAUCUGGUGAAUGCCCAUUUUCACUCCGAAGUGUUGCGAAAGACGCCGACGGCAUGGGUCAAGACGUCCGGAUUUCGACUUCCAAAGAUGCAGGCCUUACCUGGUCGAAGCCAGAGGUCGCCUUCCCUCCAGCGCUCCUGCCAACCCAGAACCAUGUUGAGGAUCCGCAGCACUGGUGCGACCUGCAUAUCCCACAGCGCGCGUUGCAGCCGUUGACCAUCGUGCGUUUGCCCGGCGCCGACGAGGGUUCAUCCCAAGUCUUCGCCGUUGCGCAAUCGAGCGACAAUUUAUGUCCUGGCCAUUUCGAGUCAGCUGGCCGCAUCGCCCGUGAGCUUGACGUCCAUGGCUCCGGGCUAUUCAAAGACGACCCGUGCUGGAUCGUGAAGAAUACCUAUACCGAUGCUCAUCUAUGGGCGAAGACCAUUUAUGGAACCCAGUCUGGGAUGAAGAUGUGCGAUAAGAAGGAUGCCAUUAUUAAGGCUGUGAACCACCCAGACAACCUCGGCCCCGGGUCUGCUCAGCUCUUCAAUGCGCCUCUUAUCGCUUCCGAUGGCAUGCACAAUGUCAGCUAUCCUACGAGAGCUGUUUGGCAUGGCGAAUCGAACAACGGCUACUGGCAGCGAUUUUGGUCUGACGUGUCUAUGAAGAACCCCACCGACUCCGCCUUCGUCGAGUACAGUACGGACAAGGACGGCAAGAACUGGUAUCCAGCUACGAACUCUGGUCGCGGCAUUAAGCAGACUAAUAUGCCCCACUUGUCGCAGAAAGCUCACUUCGGAGCGUAUGACGGCUCGACGCAGAUCCGAUACUAUGUCUCCAACUCCGGCAUGAAUGCCAAACUCGACCAGACAUUGUUGACGGUAGCAAUGUCGCGUGGAGAUGAUCCAGCGUUCACGAAGAUUGGAAUUGUGCGUGGAGGUGAUGCGGACAAGGAGGCUAACGCAGGUUCUCGGCCACCUGUCAACAGUGGAAUCCCCGGCUUUUACUGGCCAUCCGCGGCUCAAGUCGGUGACAAGCUUGUUGUUGCCUACAGCGAGAACAGGGCAACGAUAUGGGUCAGCGUGCUGAAGGAAUCCGAUUUUCCGUAG